This is a messenger RNA of Trichobilharzia szidati, 1914 nucleotides long. NCBI's taxonomy places the organism in Eukaryota, Metazoa, Platyhelminthes, Trematoda, Strigeidida, Schistosomatidae. The record is from the annotation of a GenBank genome assembly.
GCAAACAUAAAUCAAGAAUGGUACACAAAAAGCGCCCAAAGUCAGUGAGGAAGGCUCGUGCUGCAUCGCUUGCCUUACAAGAAAAGUUAUAUACAAAGACCCCACAUACAAUGAUUUUCUCAAGACCAGGUGUUGGCAGCCUAGUUAAACAGUUGGCACUGGACUUUAGAGAGAUCUUUGAACCGUUCACGGCAAGUCGUCUGCGUGUAACUCGUCAAAAUGUUCUCAAAGAUUUCAUUACUAUAGCUGGUCCAUUGAACGUUACACAUUUGAUGUAUUUAACCCAUCCACAAGAGGACAAGCGUAAACAGAAGCGUAUUCGUCGGUUAACCAAGGCUUCUUUAAAACAGCUAACUGAUGAUACUAAUGAAGAUCAGAACAUAAAUACAGAUGAAAAAAGUAUAGCUUCUAUUAAUAUGGCAGCCGGUGACAGUGGUAGUAGAGACGGGGAUGGUGGUGGUGUCUACUUACACAUGAUUCGUGUACCUCACGGACCCAGUCUCACUUUUCGUGUUUCUGAAUACAGUCUGAAAAGAGAUGUACUAACUUUAGUUCGUCGAGUUUUUGACUGUCGUCAGUAUAGUACUCCACCGCUAUUAGUAAUGACAGGGUUUGGAAUGGGAGGUGUCAAUGCAAGCACUUCAGCUCCAUUGCCUCAUCUACGUUUGGUAGUUGAUAUGUUUCAGAAUUUGCUUCCACCACUGAACGUUCCAAAGCUCAAACUUAGUACUGUCAAACGUGUUCUACUUGUUAGUCGGGAAGUGGACACAUCCAGUCAAAACGAAGGGAACACAAACCAGCUGAACGAUGUUAUAUAUAUCCGACACUAUCAUAUUCGUACAGAAAAUAGGUGUAUAAGUCGUGCACUACGACGUCUUGGUAUGGGUGGAGCAAAACUGAAACGCAGACGUCUUGCUGAUCCGCAGUCGAAUUAUGGUAUCGGUCCUAGCGGUUCAGGAAAGUCUACAGGUGUGCCAAAUUUAGCUAAGUAUUCUUCAAUGGACGACUACCUAACCAAGACAGGUCUUUUGUCGGAUUCAGCCUUAUCAGAUAUUCUGUCAGAUAUGGAAGAGGUUGAUCUGGUACCAGAUGUCAAUUUCUCAUCGUCUCAAUUUGCUGAUGGAGAGGCUCUUCUUUCUCUGUCAGGUUCACGUAAACGUAAACGUGGUCGUACUACUGGUCCGAUUCAUGGAUUAAAGCAUUUAGGAACUGCUAAAAAGGCUACACUUCGAUUAACUGAAAUUGGACCACGUCUAACACUAAAUUUAAUAAAGAUAGAAGAAGGUGUGAACACUGGUACUGUUUUAUAUCACCGUUGGCAAACACGUUCAGUAACAGAAUUGGUUGUACAAUCUGAACGCCUUAGACAACGUGAAGCUAUUCGUGCUAAACGUCGCGCUGAACAUGAGGCUCGACGUGCAGCGAAUGAAGCUGAUCGUGAAGCUCAUCGUGCUGCCUGUCUUGAGGGUAUGAAGCGUGCUGGUCAGUUACCCUCGGGUGAUAAACAGUUAUCUCAAGAAGCCACUGAUGUUAACGAUGAUGUUAGCAGUGAAACAUCGCCUCUCACAUCUCAUCCAGAACAGCCGAAAAAGAAGAAAAAAGUAAAAUUCAAUGAAACUCUGAUUACUGAUACGAAGAAAUCAUUAACCAAGAGAGCGUUCAAAAGUAAUCUUAUAGUACGAAGGAAAGAAAAGAAAACACAGUGAAUUUUGUGAUUACUUAUCUUGUCCUUUAUAAGUUCAACUAACCAGUGAUUCAAUCAGUAUGUAAAACUGUGUAAAUAUAACUAUAUUGUAUUUUCCAUCCAUUCUUAUUUUUUCAUUUUUGAUCAUAGGGAAUAAAAAGACAGCAGACAGCUCUCACCACAGAAUGAGGUUGACAGAGGUUUGUGGCACUGUGUAGUGUUGAAGCACU